This is a messenger RNA of Clonostachys byssicola, 2403 nucleotides long. NCBI's taxonomy places the organism in Eukaryota, Fungi, Ascomycota, Sordariomycetes, Hypocreales, Bionectriaceae. The record is from the annotation of a GenBank genome assembly.
AUGACAGCGAGGGAUUCUUUUGUGAAUGUGUGGAAUUUCUAUGGCGUUAGGAUAGGGUCACUGCAAUUACGAUUGCUUUCGACCUCGAAAUGCGCACGCCAGGAGGCGGCCGCGACCGCAGCGAGCGAACCGAGCAAUUCUAUCGAGCAAGUCGUCCGGGAUGCGAAGCAACGAUUUCGUGACACCUUACCCAAGAAUUACCUAAACGAUGAAGAAUAUGCACUCUACGUUCGCUUAUACGGGCCACCGCUUCGAGAGACGGACCCUGAGGAUGUUGGAAUACACAUGCACGCCGAUAUGGGACGCUCGGAACCGCCGGUAAAAUCGCAGCCAGAUAAUGAAGCCACCUUGUUGCGGGAGGUUGAGGGGCGCUACGAGGAAGUGGCAUACCACAUUCCGCCGAAAGAGGCAUCAGGAGAGGACCAAUCCACGAUACAGGCAGAAGAAACUAGUCUGGAGUCUGACGAGACUCGACCAGCUGCGCUAGAAGCUCAAGGAUCAUUGGAAAAGCCCCCCACUUAUGUUGAAUCCGUGGCAAGGAGUCAGAGAGAGCACGAUGCCCUUCAAAAACUGGCUCAGCAAUUCGAAGAAACUCAGAAGGAGCAGCGGGAGGUAGAGGCUCAGACCAUGCAGGACGAAGUUGAGGUGGAAAACUUACAACGGGUGGAGGAAGUAUCAUGGCCUGCCAUGGAGGAGACAGCUGCUGAAGAGGAGGAAUAUGAACAUGGGUCAGCUCGCCAGCGAUACCACCCACUUACCGAAGCAGGCCGCUUUCACGGAACCCCAAUUGAAGUGCUUCUACCUCAGGAGGAGCUUGUGCAGCCCAUUACUGAUCUUCUGAGGAGAACGCAUAUAGACCAUGUGAGGGAGGCUGCAGAGAGCGUUUAUGGCGGACCUGGAUUGCCUCUAUCUCCAGAAAUGGUACUAAGGAGAAGGAGUGGCCACAUGGGGGGUGUCGGGCUUCUGGCAGAUCAGCACCAUAUGACCGAAAUCGAAGCUGAUGCCUUUCUUGCGGGGUUCAUGCCAGCAGCAUAUGCUUCGAUCCUCGCCACGGUCCGAGAGGUUCGCAAGCGUCUGGGCAGCGAUUGGAUCCAGUCGAAGUUGAAGAACAAGGGCGAGGGCCUCAGCGUUCUUGAUGCGGGAGCUGGUGGAGCGGGGCUUCUCGCAUGGGAGCAAGUUCUGAAUGCAGAGUGGAAUUUAUUAAUAGACAAGGGUGAAGUAAGGGGACAUCAACCUCCGGGUCGGAAAACGGUCAUUGCAACUUCGGAGCGUCUUCGAAACCGCUUGAAAACCUUUCUACACGAUACAACCUUUCUGCCUCGCAUGCCUGAUUAUGAGCAUUCGGGUGAAAUGCGCGGCCCUCGCCUUGAGGGAGGCAGCCAGCAACAGCCAAGGAAGAGCUACGAUAUCAUCAUCUCAUCACACUUGUUCCUCCGCGAGAAAGAAAGCCAUCGUCGCCAGGCGAUCCUGAACAACCUGUGGCACCUGCUCAAGAAGGACGGGGGUGUUCUCAUCAUCAUCGAAAAAGCCCACCCGCGAGGAUUCGAGGCUGUUGCCCAUGCGCGGGAUACCAUUCUGAACCAGUUCCUGUUGACGCCUUCUGGUGAAUCUCGGAUCGCUCCAGAGGACUUCAACCCUACGUGGCACCGUGAGCCAGAACCGGGACACGUUAUUGCUCCCUGCACCAAUCAGGGGACUUGCCCCAUGUAUCCCGAGCCCGGCAAGAGUGUCGGUCGCAAAGACUUUUGCCACUUCAGCCAGAGAUUCGUGCGACCCAGCUUUUAUAAUCAGAUGCUAAGGAAGAAGGUUGACAAUCGUGGCGAGGUUGAGUUCAGUUAUGUAGCCGUUCAGCGAGGCGUUUCUCGACAAGGGGCUCUCCCAGGCAAGGAAGCCACUCAACUCGCGAAAAAGGGGUACGAGAAAUCCGAAGAGCAGCCCGAUAUGCAAUCCUUACCUCGCCUGAUCCUACCGGCAAUAAAACGAAAGGGACAUGUGUCGAUGGAUGUGUGCACACCCGCAGGCACGAUCGAACGAUGGACGGUACCCAAGAGCUUCAGUAAGCUGGCGUAUCGCGACGCCAGGAAAUCGAGAUGGGGCGAUCUCUGGGCUCUGGGGGCCAAGUCUCACACAAAGAAAGAAGUCAGGUCAGGUGCUCCAGACGAUGGAGGCAAACGUGCCAGUGCAGAAGUCAGGCAACCUCGGACAACGAGGGUGGACAUGGACGAGGACGGCACUACAGAGACUGUCUUGCAUGAUCGAAAAUCAAAGGGAAGAAAACGGCAGCAAGAUCUGUUGGCAGAGCUAAAACGAAUCCACGCGGAGGGAGAUAGGCUCUUGGGUGAGGAGAUUGAUGCCGAGGUGAUCGGAGAAGACCCGGAGUUGGGAAGGCAUCGUAGGCAAUGA